Blumeria graminis f. sp. triticale is the source of this 573-nucleotide messenger RNA. NCBI's taxonomy places the organism in Eukaryota, Fungi, Ascomycota, Leotiomycetes, Helotiales, Erysiphaceae. The record is from the annotation of a GenBank genome assembly.
AUGGGCAAAUCCCAGUCGAAACUCUCUCAAGAUCAGUUGGGUGAACUCCAAAAAUCUACUCACUUCGAUAAGAAAGAGCUGCAGCAAUGGUACAAGGGAUUCCUAAAGGACUGUCCAUCAGGAAUGCUCACCAAGGAAGAAUUUCAAAAAAUUUACCGGCAAUUCUUCCCUUUCGGCGAUCCAUCCUCAUUUGCCGAUUAUGUGUUCAAUGUCUUUGACAGUGACAAAUCAGGAUCUAUCGACUUCAAAGAAUUUAUAUGCGCCCUCAGCGUUACAAGUAGAGGGAAAAUGGAGGAUAAGCUCGAUUGGGCAUUUCAACUCUAUGAUAUAGAUGGCGAUGGAAAGAUAACCUUUGAAGAAAUGCUAGCCAUUGUCGAAGCUAUCUACAAGAUGGUUGGCUCGAUGGUUAAACUACCAACAGACGAAGACACGCCCGAGAAACGCGUCAAGAAAAUCUUCCGCAUGAUGGACAAAGACGAAAACGGCUGCUUGGACAUGGAAGAAUUCAAAGAAGGCAGCAAACGUGAUGAAACUAUAGUAUCUGCACUGUCACUUUACGAUGGACUCGUUUAA